CUCGGUGGGAGGGUGGGGGUCCGUUGCUGAUGCUGGGCAGAUUGCGUUUAUCUCCGCAUCUCUGCUCCGCUACCCUUAAUGCUGCCACUGGAUGGCUGCGCGUCGCACUUCGACGUGAGAUCAUAUAUUGAGGGCUUCAUCUGAUUAGAGAAAGCAAACAAACAUGACAGACAGUACGACUUCUGAUCCAUGCCCUGUUCCCAAUCCGACUAUUGUGGACCCGUCGGUUGUGCGAAACGGACAAUGCGCCGCUGCCCAGGAUCCGAACCUACCCAAAAGUGGGAGCCAGGGCGAUCCUUUCAACAUGGACCGGGACCAGGAGAUGAAAAUCACAGAUAGCGUUGAGGGCCAAGAUCUCUUGGAGAGCAGCAUGCGCCUGAAGCCUCACGAAGCUCAGAGUUACAGGAAGAAAGCUUUGUGGGUGUCCUGGAUCUCCAUUGUGGUGACGCUUAUCCUGGCUGUGGCAGGCUUCACUGUAUCCUUCAUGAGACACAGUGCAUCAGCUUUUGGAUUUGCCUUUGACGCGAUGUUAGAUGUUCUUUCCUCCAUUAUAGUGCUGUGGCGCUAUAGCAACGCUGCAGCAGUGCACUCUGCCCAUAGAGAAUACAUAGCAUGUGUGAUCCUGGGAGUGAUUUUCAUCUUGUCUUCUAUGUGUAUUUUGGGAAAGGCCAUCCAUGAUCUGGCCACCAAACUUCUUCCUGAAGUGGAUGACUUCCUGUUCAGCGUUUCUAUCGUCAGUGGCCUCAUGUGUGUCAUUCUUGCUGUUGCCAAGUUCAUGCUGGGAAGGAUUUUGACCAGCAGAGCCCUAAUCACUGAUGGCUUUAAUUCUAUGGUUGGAGGCAUCAUGGGAUUUUCCAUCCUCAUCAGUGCUGAGGUGUUUAGACAUCAUCCCACCAUCUGGUACCUGGACGGAACCAUUGGGGUCCUGAUUGGACUCAUCAUUCUAGCUUAUGGGGUCAAGCUGUUGAUCGACGUGGUGCCACGAGUAAGACAAACUCGAAACUAUGAGCGCUUUGAGUAACGCUGGUUCAGAAGAACAAAAAAGGCAUCAUAUGGAUCCAGUUAUCCCUCUCGGCUCCUGCAGCUCUCUCAACUCACACAAUACCCAAAUACAUCCAGGAAUAAAGUCUGCUGGCAGCCAAUUCAGCAUCAUGUAUUGUAGAACCACCACUCUGAUCAGCUCCUGAUGUCUUCUUUCACUCAGCACAACAUUUAAGAGAAGGAAGAAGAAUGAGCUGGUUAGUGGAUCGGUGUCACUCCUGGCACUCAAGAUAUCGUCCUGAAUGGAGUCACUGGUUUUAAACAUUGUCACAUCCAUAAAAUUCUAUUAUGCCACAUUUUAUGUUUUUGUUUCUUAAAUUAUGGAGGAAGACAUUGAUUUAUACUAUAUUAUACUCAUUGUUUAAUGAAAAAUCAUGUGACUGUGUAUGUGAAACCAAACAACUAUAAUUCAUUUUAGAUCAGUUUUAGAGAUCAUCUUUCUGUUACAUCACAUCGUCCCACCUGUUGUCCCCCAGAAUGAUUUAAUUAUAUGGUAUGUUUAUAUAUUAGUGUA
Sinocyclocheilus grahami is the source of this 1555-nucleotide messenger RNA. Its product is annotated as transmembrane protein 163-like. The transcript has 8 exons. Gene Ontology annotation, cellular component: synaptic vesicle membrane. Gene Ontology annotation, molecular function: zinc ion binding. The record is from RefSeq and is a predicted model, not a curated record. Bases 164 to 1021 code for a protein of 285 amino acids. Lineage: Eukaryota; Metazoa; Chordata; Actinopteri; Cypriniformes; Cyprinidae.